Messenger RNA from Alosa sapidissima (American shad), 1044 nucleotides. RefSeq names its product WD repeat-containing protein 53-like. NCBI's taxonomy places the organism in Eukaryota, Metazoa, Chordata, Actinopteri, Clupeiformes, Clupeidae. The coding region runs from base 1 to 1044 and encodes 347 amino acids. The record is from RefSeq and is a predicted model, not a curated record. Gene Ontology annotation, molecular function: protein binding. The transcript is spliced from 4 exons.
AUGGUCAGUGGUUAUAUUGCGUGCUAUGUCAGUGUGCACCAUCCCAUUGUAGAUCGCUGGUCUGAUUUCGUUGUUUUGUCGUCCUGUGUCCAGACUAUAAAGCCGGCGGACAUCGCCACAGUGCGGAAGCUGGGGAAGCCGCCUCACCUGAUCAUGCGCAUCAUGGACGCAGUGCUGAUCCUCUCCCCAGCGGCGCCCGGCCUCCUGUACGUACCGCACGGGGAGGCGGUGAGUGUGUUGGACCCCAGGAACCUGAAAGAGCCCGUAGAGCAUCUGAGCGGAAUCGGUGAAGAUGAGAUAAACGGGCUGUCGUUCAACGAUACGGGCACCAUGCUGGCUGCGGGUGACGACUCGGGCGCCGUGAGGAUCGUGGAGGUGCAGAACGGGAAAGUUGUCCGCACGCUGCGCAGACACACAAACAUCUGCUCAUCUGUCGCCUUCCGACCGCAAAGACCGCAAAGCCUGGUGUCUGCUGGACUCGACAUGCAGGUGCUGCUGUGGAACCUGCAGAAGACUCGGCCGCUGUGGGCAGUGGACCUGCAGGACUCCCAUGAGCAGGCGGAACAGGCGGGUCGUCCCGGUCAGCUGUUCAACCCCCCGCUGGCCCACUGCCCAUCCAGGUCUCAUCUGGACCACCAGGGGGCGCUACAGGGCCACAGCCAGGGCGCCUCGCAGGCCCACUUCGUCCACUUCCUGCCGCACCCCUACUGGCUGCUCUCCGCCGGCAACGACGGCCUGGUGGCCCUGUGGGACGUCAGCGCUCACGCGCGCCCCCCGGAGGCCAAGGCCAGCAACAGCAGCCGACCGCCAGCCAGCCGCAGGAAAGCCAGAAUCAGGCCGAAGGGCCGACACCCACCAGCCACAGCCACGCCCCUGGGGGAGGAGCAUGCAGGCCCAGGGACACAGGAGAGUACCGGACCCGCUCUCAGCUUCACACACACGGACAAAGUGAACUGGGUCUGCCCCGCCCUGCUCCAGGGCACACCCAGCGUGGUGGUGGCCGACCAGAGCGCCGAUCUAUACGUGUACCCCCUGACCCUCUAG